GCAGACCUGGUACCUCUUUUGUGAAGCGGCAGCUGAGGAGACUACGGCGUUCGCCAUGGCCGACGAAAAGCCCAAGGAAGGAGUCAAGACUGAGAAUAACGAUCAUAUUAAUUUGAAGGUGGCGGGGCAGGAUGGUUCUGUGGUGCAGUUUAAGAUUAAGAGGCAUACACCCCUUAGUAAACUAAUGAAAGCCUAUUGUGAACGACAGGGUUUGUCAAUGAGGCAGAUCAGAUUCCGAUUUGACGGGCAGCCAAUCAAUGAAACAGACACACCUGCACAGUUGGAAAUGGAGGAUGAAGAAACAAUUGAUGUGUUCCAGCAGCAGACAGGAGGUGUCUAUUAAAAAGGGAAGCUGCUACUUUACUCCAGAACUCUCUUCCUCCAGACCAAGAAGACAUUCUCAAUUAGAAAACCGCAAUUUGGUUCCACCGCGUCCUGACUACUACAGUAUAGUUUUCUCUAUUCUUUCAUUUUCCCCUUCUCCAUUCCUUUAUUGUACAUAAAGUAACUGGUGUAUGUGCACAAGCAUAUUGCAUUUUUUUUAAACUAAAUGGCCAAUGGUAUGUUUUAAUUGACAUCAAAUGGAGAUGGGAUAGGGAAAAAGACUGGUUCUGUGAAAAUACCCCCUUUCUCCAUUAGUGGCAUGCUCAUUCAGCUCUUAUCUUUAUAUUCCAGUAAGUUAUUUUGCUCUCACUGUUUAACAAAAAAAAGAACAACA
Messenger RNA from Equus quagga, 718 nucleotides. RefSeq names its product small ubiquitin-related modifier 2-like. Gene Ontology annotation, molecular function: ubiquitin-like protein ligase binding; protein tag activity. Bases 56 to 343 code for a protein of 95 amino acids. Gene Ontology annotation, biological process: protein sumoylation. The record is from RefSeq and is a predicted model, not a curated record. Gene Ontology annotation, cellular component: nucleus. Lineage: Eukaryota; Metazoa; Chordata; Mammalia; Perissodactyla; Equidae. The transcript has a single exon.